This is a messenger RNA of Alligator sinensis (Chinese alligator), 1315 nucleotides long. Its product is annotated as avidin-like. The transcript has 5 exons. The record is from RefSeq and is a predicted model, not a curated record. Gene Ontology annotation, molecular function: biotin binding. Lineage: Eukaryota; Metazoa; Chordata; Crocodylia; Alligatoridae. The coding region runs from base 287 to 844 and encodes 185 amino acids.
GGCUUUCAGCUAGGACUGGAAGCAGUCGGCAGUGCUGGGAAACAAGAGGAAUUCCAAGAAAUGACUAAUAAACAACUUCAGAAACAACUUUGUUUCCCUUUCACUUUCACUGUGACACCGGGCACACCAUUUUUAUCAUCACCGCAGCAUCUGUGAGAGGCUGCUCAUUCCCCCACAACCCAGCUAUCCCGAGCGAGUGAGCGAGCGAGCGAACACGAAGGAAGGAGCCACAACUCUGCUGCAGCAGGACCGGCCAGCACAUCUAGCACCUGCAGACACUGGAGAAAUGAUGAGGGAAAUUCGCCUCCCGCUGGCCCUGUCCCUGGGCCUGGCAUCGCUGGGAGUGGCAUCAUGGAAGAAGAAGUCACUUUGCCAAGAGGGUGAAAAACUCUGUGAGGGGCAGGAGCCGGCCACGGAUGCGCCCGCCAGGCGAGAAGGAAGCCCGGUGCCAAAGCUGCUCGCAAGGCCCUGCAAGUGCAUCCUGUCCGGGCAGUGGCAGAACGACCUGGGCUCCCAGGUGCACAUCUUUGACGUGGAAGCAGACGGCAGCUUCUCCGGCGAGUACAGGACGGCCGUGUCGGCCACGCAGGCGCCCAUCCAGCCCGCGCUGCUGUGUGGGUCCCAGCAGCUGCAUGGUGAGGGGCAGCAGCCCACCUUCGGCUUCACCGUCAACUGGAAGAGCUUCUCAGACUCGACCACCGUCUUCGUGGGCCAGUGCUUCGUGGACAAGAGCGGGGAGGAAUCGCUGCACACCAUGUGGCUGCUGAGGGAGGAGGUCAACUCCGGGAAGGACGACUGGAAAGCGACCAGGACCGGCUGCAACGUCUUCACCCGCAUUGCAUAAGGAAAGCAGCAGACCCCGGCACUGCACCUUCUGCCCCCACGUGCACGUAUCCCAGCCCCCUCCAUCCUUGCUUGUACUGGGGGUGCAGACCCACCCCACAUGCCGUCCCAUCAGCCUGGGCUCUGCACUAGCUCCGUUGCCUGGCUGCCAGCUGUGCUCCAGCCUUGACCAUGAGGACCAUAAACCAAAGUGAAAGAUGCAGCCUGGAGAGGAAGGAGACAAGAAACCAUCCUGUGCACACCUGACAGAGACCUUUCCCACAUGACUACAAGGAGCAACCUGUGCAUGUGGGGAGAAGCCCGGGGCAGCGCUGGGAGCUGGUCCGGCACACGCAGAGCUGCUGCCCCCGCUCCUGCGUCUCUGCAGCUGGCACCGGGGAGCAGCUGCUCUGUGCUGCUGGGGGCCCGGUGGGUGCUGAGAUACAUGCACGUGUUGUUGUUCAGGGGGAGUAAUAAAAGACAAGCCUGCCAA